Messenger RNA from Trypanosoma grayi, 729 nucleotides. Its product is annotated as putative serine/threonine protein kinase. The coding region runs from base 1 to 729 and encodes 242 amino acids. The transcript has a single exon. Gene Ontology annotation, cellular component: cytoplasm. Gene Ontology annotation, molecular function: phosphatase activity; endopolyphosphatase activity. Lineage: Eukaryota; Euglenozoa; Kinetoplastea; Trypanosomatida; Trypanosomatidae. Gene Ontology annotation, biological process: polyphosphate catabolic process. The record is from RefSeq and is a predicted model, not a curated record.
AUGAAGGAGAAACUCGCACGCGUGGAAACACUCGAUACCACAAGUGAGCGUCUGGUGAUUGUGGGCGACAUUCACGGCUGCCUUGACCAGCUGCAGGAGCUGCUGCGUGAGGUGGCAUUCAACGAGGGCAGGGACCAGUUGGUGAGCGUUGGGGACCUUGUCAACAAGGGGCCGGACUCUUUUGGCGUGGUGCGUUUGCUGCAGCGCCUCGGCACGCGUUGUGUGCUCGGCAACCACGACGUGAAGCUGCUGAAGCUGGCGCGUAAGCUGCGCAAAGAGGGCGUUCUGCAAGNAAAGAAUAGAAGAUCGAGUCUCGCACCACUCGCUGAGACGAUAGCGGGCGAUGUCGAGCUGUACCUCUCGCAGCAGCCGCACAUCCUGCGCAUUCCCGCCCACAAUAUUAUUGUCGUGCACGCCGGUCUCCACCCGCACCUGCCACUGGAGCAGCAACACGUGGCUGACGUCACAACGAUGCGCAAUCUCGUGCAACAGCGUGACGGCUCGCUAGUGGCGGUGGAGGAGACCGACAGCGGCGCCGCGUGGGCCUCACUGUGGAGCGGCCCUGAGACGGUUGUCUUCGGUCACGACGCGAGACGUGGCGUGCAGCAGCACCGCUACGCCAUCGGGCUCGACAGCCGGUGCGUGUACGGUGGGCGUCUCACGGCCGCGGUGUUCCCCGGUGGCCGCCUCGCGUCGGUUCCAGGCUGGAGCGCGUCGUCGAAGGUGUGA